Diaporthe batatas is the source of this 1163-nucleotide messenger RNA. RefSeq lists its product as uncharacterized. The record is from RefSeq and is a predicted model, not a curated record. The transcript has 2 exons. The coding region runs from base 344 to 559 and encodes 71 amino acids. NCBI's taxonomy places the organism in Eukaryota, Fungi, Ascomycota, Sordariomycetes, Diaporthales, Diaporthaceae.
CGACAUUCCAAUUUUGGAACCACGACGUCAAUCAUAGGCCCUCACGGCAGCUCGGCACUCCUUGAUGCGCUGCCGUCCAGCCCGUCCAGCCCAACAUUUCUGUCCGUGUGGUCGGCCGGGGCUUCCAAGACACCUUCUCCGAUCGGGGCUCGCUUACUGGUGUGGCUUGCCUGUCCUAGCCGUCGUCCUUGCUGGCCCCCGAACGCCAUCGGGGUAGAGCCUCGACUCUUGCCCACUGCCCUCACGGGCCUCUACCACGUGUGCCCCGACGAUGCGGCUCAUGUGUGCCGGCUGUCCAUUUCCAAGCCUUGUUCACUAAUCCGGCCGCCAACCUGCGAGCGGCAUGCCUCCCAGGUCAUCAAUGAUCCUCCUCUGGCCAUCACAUACUCUUCAGGAAAACAUUCUAUUGCCUGUCUGCCGGCGGCGAUCAGAUGCUCCAUCCAGCAAGACAGUCAUCAUGCUACUGACGACCGGUCAAGUCCCCCACGCGGUCCGGCGAGACUCGCCGUUUACCUAUGAUUAUAUCUGCAUCUAUGCGUCUUUCCUUGGCCAACGCUAACGGCUUGUUGCAGAAGCGGUCGCGCAGCCGGCGCUGGCGUCCUCCGCACAGGGGAGGGGGGAGAGAGCUUAGCAUCGGAGCUGUUCAUCUUCAACUCUCGCAUGUCUUCCUGCAGCGGCCCAGAUUGCUGCCUCAACGGGGCCAAUGACCUGGGCUGGCCUGAAUCUGCCCUCCAUGGUGUAUGAGGCCGGAACAAGAUAAGCGAGAGAGCGGCGUCAUAUGGUCGCUUUGCAUCUCUAUACGAGCGCGAGAGCCUUGAUCCACGCCCGUUCAUUGCCAUGCAGUAGAUCGAGUCCUGUGCUGCUAGAUCUAGCCACAGUCACGACCCGUCAGGCCGGAGACGACGUCUUUGGCCUCCUACACGGUCUGUCAUGGCUGUAGAGACACCGUGAGGGCGGUGCCGCCUCGCCUCGCACCGCCAAAUCCGCCUUGGUUACACAACUGAGGGGGCGCAAGCCUCCAAUACUCCGCCCAUGCCGUCUACACUUCUCUGUGCAUGGCCUCGUGCACUUCGACUAACAGCUGCAGCGGACAUGACCCCCUGUCAGCCAAGCUUGCUGUGCGCUGACCUCUGCAUGCUGAGCGGCGAUGAGAACAGGGAUCA